GACAUGGUUCCGGAGGCUAACGGAGCUCAUGCUAACCUGAUGCUAGCAGAGGACAGGUGUUGUGACGCGGUGUCUCCGGGUGUCGUUGCCAUGUGAACCGGUGGUCGCGCAGAGACGUCGAGCAUCAUGGGACGCAGCAGUAGCUCCGCCCUCUCCCACGGCGCUCCAGUGGCGGCCGUGUGCCUCGCUGCCUUGCUCGUGAGCAACGUCUUGAUCUCCCUCUACCUGGAGUCAGUGUAUCAGACCGAUGAGCUGCUGGCGCCCUCUGGUGGAGGCUGCUUGCCUCGACACUUUAAGAUGGUGCUGAUGAAGAACUGCACGCCGUGGCUCACGUGUCCACAGAUCAGAGCAGAGGUCCGCAGGCUGAAGCUGAUUGGCCAGGGAGCCGUGAAGAAGGUCUUUCUGGCUGAGUGGAGAACCCAGAAGGUGGCGCUGUCCCACCUGUCCUCUCUGGACUACCUGGAGGAUUUCCUCCACGGCCUGUCCAUGCUCCAGGCUCUGCAGGGCCCCCUGGUGGUGCAGCUGGUGGGGUUUUGCCCUGAAGACCACACCCUGGUCACAGAGUACCAGCCGCUCGGCUCCUUGCUCGACUUGGACGCUGUUUUUGCACAAGAGCAGCACCGGCAACACAACACGUGGCAGACACGCCUGAGGCUGGCCACGGACUACGUCUCCGUCCUCCACUUCCUCCACGCCGGCCCGGCCGGGCGGCGGGUCAUGUGCGACUCCAACAGCCUGGAGAAGACGCUCUCCCAGCUGCUGCUGACCAGCGACUUCCACCUGGUGGUCAACGACCUGGACGCACUGCCGGAGGUGGACCGGUCCCGAGGCUCGCUGGUGAGGUGUGGCCACCGGGAGCUCACCGGGGACUUCGUGGCUCCGGAGCAGCUUUGGCCCUUCGCGGACGAGGGGACGCCAUUUUCAGACGAGCUCAUGCCCGGCUACGACGAGAAGACGGAUAUCUGGAAGAUCCCUGACGUGACGUGGUCCCUGAUGGGGAGAGUUCCCGGAGGAGAUCUAGUCCACUUCCAUCUGUUUCAGAUCCACGAGCAGUGUAAGCAGAGGGACCCCCGGCUGCGGCCUUCAGCCCAGGAGGUUCUCACGGUUUACAGAUCCGUCCACAGCAGCAUGGUCCGAGAAGCUGCUGGAGUCCGAGACAUGCUGUAGAAGAAUCACUCUGGAGAUCAGCUGGACAGACAUCUACAGGUUCUGACCUUUAUAUACAGUCUAUGGUUCUGACCCACAUGUGUCUUUGAUGAGAUUUGGUCCCUGAGACGUCGUCGGACCCUGGAGGAUUCAGGACUCGUUCCAUCCUCUUCCACUCAGCAUCAGAUUCACAGCUUCACCACUGACACACAACGAAUGUUCAAGCCACAGUUUGACAGUGUUGCAGUUUUAAUAAAAACUUUUUUGUUACUUCAAAAA
Messenger RNA from Limanda limanda (common dab), 1425 nucleotides. It is a transcript of the gene pomk, whose product is annotated as protein O-mannose kinase. NCBI's taxonomy places the organism in Eukaryota, Metazoa, Chordata, Actinopteri, Pleuronectiformes, Pleuronectidae. Gene Ontology annotation, biological process: protein O-linked glycosylation; protein phosphorylation; carbohydrate phosphorylation. The coding region runs from base 127 to 1167 and encodes 346 amino acids. The transcript has 3 exons. Gene Ontology annotation, molecular function: ATP binding; protein kinase activity; carbohydrate kinase activity. Gene Ontology annotation, cellular component: endoplasmic reticulum membrane. The record is from RefSeq and is a predicted model, not a curated record.